Zalophus californianus (California sea lion) is the source of this 2597-nucleotide messenger RNA. RefSeq names its product RNA/RNP complex-1-interacting phosphatase-like. The transcript has a single exon. Bases 1127 to 2023 code for a protein of 298 amino acids. Lineage: Eukaryota; Metazoa; Chordata; Mammalia; Carnivora; Otariidae. The record is from RefSeq and is a predicted model, not a curated record. Gene Ontology annotation, biological process: protein dephosphorylation. Gene Ontology annotation, molecular function: protein tyrosine/serine/threonine phosphatase activity; polynucleotide 5'-phosphatase activity.
AAAGCAGGCUCCCCGCUGAGCCAGGAACCCGAUGUGGGGCUCAAUCGCAGGACCCUGGGAUCAUGACCUGAACUGAAGGCAGAUGUUUAACCAUCUGAGCCACCCAGGCACCCCUAGGCACAUACACAUUAAGUCUUGUUAUAUGUUCUUGGAAUAUUGGUCCCUUUAUCAGUAUGCAAUGCCCCUCUUUUUCCCUGUUAACUCUCCUUGUCAAAGUAUCUCCUGUCUGAAAUUAAUAUAGUUAUUACUGCUUUCCUUUGAUUCAUGUCAGCAUGGUAUAUCUUUCUCCUUCCCUGUACUUUUAAUCUGUAUGUGUCUUUAUAUUUUAAGUGGGUUUCUUGUAGACAACAUAUAGCUGGGCCUUAUUUUUUGAUCCACUCUGACAAUCUGUCUUAAUUGCCAUAUUUAGUCCAUUGACACUUGAUGUAAUUAUUGAUAUAGUUGGAUUAGUAUCUAACUCCCUGUUACUGUUUUCUAUUUGUUGCCUUUUUUCUUUGUUCCCAUUUUUGUCUUCCACACUUCUUCUGCCUUUUGUGGUUUUAACUGAGCAUUUUACAUGGUUCCAUUUUCUCUUUUCCUUUCAUAUCCAUUUACCUCUUUUUUUUUUAAACUUUCUUUAGUGGUUGCCAGAGAGUUUAUGAUAUACAUUUUCAACUAAUCCAAGACUACUUACAAAUAAUACUACCUUACAUCACAGGUAAUGUUAGUACUUUAUAAUAACAAAAUAUUUCUAAUUCCUCCACACCCCUGUGUCAUUCAUUUCACUUGCACUUAAGCAUAUUAUAUAGAUAACCAAAUACAUUGCUGCUGUUAUUAUUUUGAACAAACCGUUACCUGUUAGAUUAAUUAAGAAUAAGAAAAAAGGAGCACCUGGGUAGCUCAGUUGGUUAAGUGUCUGACUCUUGGUUUUGGCUCAGGUUGUGAUCUCUGGAUUGUGAGACUGAGCGCUGCUUCAGGCUCUGUGCUCUGCAUGGAGUCUGCUUGAGAUUCUCUCUCCCUCCCUUAGUGUCUGACGUUAAUUUGAGGAAAUUCUCAGAAUUUCUCAGAAAUUCUCAUUGGCACCGAGGGCCCUGGGCUGGCAGCUUUGUCGCUCUUGCCGUUGGGUGGGCGGCAUCUUGGGGCCCAGAUGAGCCAGUGGCAUCAUGCCCGCGGCGGCUGGGGCCAGGGACAGGUGUUCUCUGGAUGUAGCUCAGCCAAGAAGAAGUGCGGAAACCACAUCCCGGAAAGGUGGAAAGACUACCUCCCAGUUGGACAACGGAUGCCUGGGACUCGUUUCAUUGCUUUCAAAGUUCCUUUGAAAAAGAGUUUUGAAAAGAACCUUGCUCCAGAAGAACGUUUUUCACCCUUGGAUCUUUUUAACAAAAUCCAAAAACAGAAUGAAGAACUUGGACUAAUUAUUGAUUUAACUUAUACUUACUGUUAUUAUAAACCAGAGGACUUACCAGAAACUAUUCCUUACUUAAAAAUUUAUACAAUUGGGCAUCAGGUGCCUGAUGAUGACACUAUUUUUAAAUUCAAAUAUGCUGUUAAUGAGUUUUUAAAAGAAAAUAAAGAUAACGACAAACUCAUUGGUGUUCAUUGUACCCAUGGUUUAAACAGGACUGCCUGUCUCAUCUGCAGAUAUUUGAUUGAUGUUCAAGGCAUGAGGCCAGAUGAUGCAAUUGAAUUAUUCAAUAGGUGCCGCGGACAUUGCUUGGAAAGACAAAACUACAUUGAAGACCUUCAGAAAGGUCCCAUCAGAAAGAAUUGGAAUUCCAGUGUAUCCAGAUCAAGUGGUUUUGAAGAUGCAACACAUAUGAUGGAACGAGUCCAUACCACUAUUAAGUCUGUUAACCAAGGACAUUGGUAUAACCUACAUCAGACCCAAGGUUACCCGGUACCUUCUCGGCAUUUCCACACCCAGACCCAGGAUUUGCAGCAGUCAGUAAGAAAAUUUUCACAGAACCAGAACGUUUACCAGAGAGGCCAUGUCCCUCCUCCUGGUCCCCCUGGAGAGGACUAUUCACAAAGGAGGUACUUUUGAAAUAUAAAGCCAAACGCCAGUCAAGCAGCCCAGAAUACAGUGUGGUAUCCUGGCAGUUACUACGGACUACCGUAUCCAAUGUAUUGUGGAUGGACUGAAUGACACAAACGUGUCCUGGAAAUCUCUCUGCAGAUAGAGCAGGACUGAAGACCAGCUGGAGUGACUUUUUAUAAGAUCAGGUCAAAUGAGGCUUAUAAUUUGUUUUAUUGCUCCCUCAUGUGUUCAAACUUAAAGGAAAAUUACAUUGAUACUUACCUCUUGGCUGAUAAACUUGCAGUAUUUGCAACAGUAAAGGAAAUAAUCUGUCAUUCAGUCUUAAAUUUUUUAAAGGGAAGAUGGUAUUUUAGAACUGAGAAAGUAAUAUAGAAUUUCCCUUGUAAAUUAUUUUCUUAAAAAUUCUGUCUUCUUUAUCGAUGUAUUUCUUUCUGACUAGACUUGUGAUAGGAAAGUAUGUGCGGAAAUUUCUGGUGUUUUUGUCGUGUUCUAUUACUGACCCAAUCAUUAAGGCUAUUGUUUUUUCCCCCAGCUGUUCAAGAUUUCUAUUGAAACCUACCUAAGAGACAAAAAAAAAAAA